Messenger RNA from Helianthus annuus (common sunflower), 529 nucleotides. RefSeq names its product major pollen allergen Art v 1. Gene Ontology annotation, biological process: defense response. NCBI's taxonomy places the organism in Eukaryota, Viridiplantae, Streptophyta, Magnoliopsida, Asterales, Asteraceae. The coding region runs from base 1 to 414 and encodes 137 amino acids. The transcript is spliced from 3 exons. The record is from RefSeq and is a predicted model, not a curated record.
AUGACAAAGCAUUCUUUUGUUUUGUCUGCAGUCCUCUUGCUCCUUUUCUUUGUUGCUAUCUCAGAAAUAAAGGCAACAGCGGCUCCAAAAAUAUGUGAAAAGGCGAGCAAGACAUAUUCAGGGAAAUGUGAUGCCAAGAAAUGUGACGAGCAGUGUAUAUCAUGGGAAAAAGCAAGCCAUGGUGCUUGUCACAAGCGUGAAGGAAAAGGCCUUUGCUUUUGCUACUUCGAUUGUUCUAAAGACAAAUCUCCUCCUAAAGCUCCUCCUCCGGCCGCAGGAGGGUCACCUCCUCCUCCGGAUGCCGGGUCACCACCACCUCCUGCUGGUGGCGGGUCACCACCACCUCCUGCUGGUGGCGGGUCACCACCUCCUGCAGAUGGUGGCGGGUCACCACCUCCUCCUUCCGCUAACUAGGGACUAUGUCCAAGCGAAAAAUGUGCCAACUUGAUCAUUCGAUCCUAGAGAUUAUAAAUAAAAGGAAAAUGUUUCCUGCAAUUAUAGAUUCUGCAUUCACUUAAGGGUAAUACGU